AUGGAAAAUCAAAAGGAAGAUUUAUUUGAAAUGCAAAUAAAUUCCCCAGACAUAGUGAUUUCAUCUUUGAAAGAACUACUGUUUUCAGAUCUUUAUAGUGAUUUUACUGUAAUUAUUGAAAAAACUGGAGAAAGAAUUCCAGCACAUAGCCAAAUUUUGGCAGCAGCAAGCCCUUACUUCGCAAGGCUGCUUUACGGCCCAUUUGUAGAAGGCUCUUCUAACAUCAAUCUGCGAUUAAGCAAAAUUUUUGAAAAAUUCUUGCUUUUAGGGAAAAAUUAGUCCUCUGGAGAGAGCUAAAGUUUAAAAAUAAUUUAAUAUAUAAAUAAUGGUUAUUAAAAAAACACAAUAUAUUAAAUUUUAAAUAGCUUACAUUUUAAUAUAAAUUUUAUAAAUUAAUUAAAAUUUUUGCAAAUUGAUUUUUUUAAAUUAUACCUUCCAAGCGAAAACUUUUUGCUUGCUCACAUAUAGAAGUAAACAAAUGAGAGUAAACGAUACAAGCUCAGAUAUUUUUAAAUCACUAUUACAAUUUCUCUAUACAGGAAGCAUAAAUCUGAAUAUUUCUACUAUAGUUCCUUUAAUUAAAGCUGCAGACGCAUUUUGCAUUGCUACAGCAAAAUCAGAGUUUUGCAAUGCAGCUAAAACCAUAAUAGAAAGUUUAGACACUUCGCCGUCAACUCUUGAACAAAUUUCGAUAAUCCUUACAGACUCUUAUGAUUUGAAAAUUCUAGAAAUCCAAGAAAUGUGUUUAGAAUAUAUUGAUCUGUAUACAGAAGAGUAUUUAGAAAGCGAAGCAUUUUUGCAUUUACCGAUAGAAAUUGUUGAGUUGAUUUUAGAAAGAGACACUUUAUGCGACGGUGUAUUUGAGGUAAGUUUGUAUUUGGCUUGCUUAAGAUAUGUAAGAGGAGAUGGUAGCAUUAAUCAAGAAAUUCAUGAAAACUUUGAUGUCGGUAUGUUUACAGCUGAAAAUAUUGAAAUCCUUAGUAGGCUGUUUGCACAUAUAAGAUUUCCACUAAUUCCAGCAAGCUAUAUUAUAAGAGAAAUUGAGCCUACUCACCUUAUUUCUAAAGAUGAUCUUUAUCAUGCUGUUGCUUUUCAAGCUGCACCUCAUAUGUACCAAAUGAGUGAUAAUAAAAUAUUUAAAGAAAGAUCAGGCAGUAAAAGACCAUGGACAUGAAACUCAAACAAAAUAGGAUCUCUCAUUGUCUUAUCAAGCGACAAAAAAACAGCUGUUGGGCACCAUUAUGACUGGGAAAAAGUUCUAGGUGACGUAAAUUGGUAUGCUGGAGUCCACACAUAUUCUGUCAUUUUAGAGAUGAAUGCCUCAGCAUCCAGCAACUCCUGGCAAAUCAUUGUAGGAGUCGCUCACCCUGACACUUCAUUAUCUGGGCAUCUAGGGUCAGGAAGUAAAGAAUGGGGACUAGCUUGUUAUAAUGGCCUAAAAAUUUCUAGUGGAGACACAAGAGAAGAAUUUACAACACCAAGUAAGCGAGGAGAUGUCAUUACUGUAAAAGUAGACAUAAUGCAUCAGACGCUAGAGUUCUUUAGGAACGGGGUGCUAGUCUUAGUUAACUUAGUGCUUAAAGUGCCAUUUUCUUCAGAAAGAUGCAAGUAGCGGCCCACCUUUUUAACUCCUAGUAGCGAUGUAGCCGGACCUUCAGACUUCGGCAAUCAAAAGCAAGUUCUCUGCCUUACUCAGCUACUGCGCGUGCUUCGCCUUAGGGUCACCCUCCAUGGGUGUCUGAGAGGGAUUAGAUUAAGCCUCUGAGCAGUUUCCCAGCCUUAUGACCCAAAUUAAGCCGCUGCUGUGUAGAAGUUCUCAAAGAAAAACCAGCCCACAAAUAAAAUUCCAUAAAGGAGAGAAGAUUAGCAUCGCUAACUUCUCUCAAACCUCAUAACCAUUUUAUCUAUUAGGAACGGGAUAUCCCUUGGAAUUGCAUAUAAUAAAGUGACAGGACCAUUAUGUCCAGCAGUUUCUCUAUUAAAAAGCCAACGUGUAGUAUUGAAAUUCGAUUAA
Molecule: messenger RNA, 2014 nt
Organism: Blepharisma stoltei
Lineage: Eukaryota; Ciliophora; Heterotrichea; Heterotrichida; Blepharismidae
Source: the annotation of a GenBank genome assembly